Labrus bergylta (ballan wrasse) is the source of this 1558-nucleotide messenger RNA. NCBI's taxonomy places the organism in Eukaryota, Metazoa, Chordata, Actinopteri, Labriformes, Labridae. The record is from RefSeq and is a predicted model, not a curated record.
UCGUCCUGCUGGGACUAGCGGCCGCCAUCUGGACGGUCCUCGCCGCGGAUCGCGGAAUUGGGCAGAGAGUGAUAAAAGGAGGGUUCACAUGUCAGACCCCUCCCCAUUCCAGCGGCGGGUCAGAGGAGGGAGGGGGAUUUCCUUGACUCUACACUUUCAUGUCGGACUUGUUCCAGCAGCACAGAGUGAAGCGGACAUGCUAAGGCAAUGGGGAUAACUUCUUCCUGGAGGUUAGUGAAGUUACUCGGCUUUUUCAUUGCGCUUGUCCUCUCUGUUCAGAUCUUAGUGGACAGAGUAACACAGAGUAAACAUCCGGCAGAGCCAAGUCCCCUCCCCGCGGAGGAGUACAGAGUCAUAUCCCCUGAAACAUACCGCUAUCUUCUCAACCAGCCGUCUGUAUGCAAAGACAAAAAGCCCUUUCUGGUGUUUAUGGUACCAGUUGCACCUCUGGAAGCUGCAGCAAGGGAAGCCAUCAGAAAAACAUGGGGUGCUCCAAGACAGGACACCCUUACCCUGUUCUAUGUGGGCUUACCUGAGGAGGGACAGGGGUCAAGGAGCCAGAAGGAGCUGGAGGAGGAGAGCAGGAAACACGCAGAUAUCAUCCAGAUGAACUUCCAGGACAGUUAUCAGAACCUGACAAUCAAGACUAUGAUGAUGAUGAACUGGCUGGCGACCCACUGUCCAAAUGUCUCCUAUGCCAUGAAAGUGGACGCCGACAUCUUUGUGAAUGUGUUCUACCUCAUGAGACGCCUGGGGGGCUCUCCCAGGCAGGGCUUCAUCACCGGCUCAGUGAUAUGGGACGGCAAGCCAAGGCGGGACAUCAACAGCAAGUGGCAUGUGUCAGAGGAGCUGUACCCCGAGGACAGCUUCCCGCCUUAUGUGUCUGGAGCCGGGUAUGUGUUCUCUGCAGACCUGGCUGCCAGGAUCUCCUGGGCAUCCAGGUUUGUUAGGAUGAUCCCCCUGGAGGACGUCUAUGUGGGUUUGUGUCUGCGUGUGCUGGGUGUCAGGCCCGUGUACUCCCGCAGCCUGCUCUUCCUCAGGAACUUGUUCCAAAUCCAGAAUCUGGAGUACGACAGGUGCACUUUUAACAAACUGCUCAUCGCCAACGGCUUUAAUCCGUCACAACUGCUGCACAGUUGGCAGGACUUCUCCCAGGGUCAUUCUAGCUGCUGAAAGAGGAGAUUAACACGUAUGAGAGCUUGAAACAAAGUUUAAAAUAAUGACACAAGUAGCCUUUUGUAAAGGACACAAAGUCAUUGGAGACACAGCCAUUAGGUCGGGGGUGGUGGGUGAUGAUUGGUAACUCAGAAAAAUUCAAAUGGUAACCUUUCACUUUUCCCACUCACCAAAAGAACCCCCCCCCCCCCCCCCGACAUAUUUUGUCUCUCCCUCUCUUUCUCCAUUUUGAGACACCCAAACAUGUCAGACAGGGACAGUCUCCUGCUGUGAGAGACAUGUGAACAACCAACUCAGGAAGAUUUCAGUAGCACUAUUUAGAUAUUUACGCCUUUAAUCUGAAUGUCGUGGAGGCAUAAUGGGGGGGGUGAAGUGAUCCCCC